Messenger RNA from Xyrauchen texanus (razorback sucker), 3402 nucleotides. RefSeq names its product photoreceptor ankyrin repeat protein-like. The coding region runs from base 321 to 1709 and encodes 462 amino acids. The transcript is spliced from 5 exons. Gene Ontology annotation, molecular function: protein binding. NCBI's taxonomy places the organism in Eukaryota, Metazoa, Chordata, Actinopteri, Cypriniformes, Catostomidae. The record is from RefSeq and is a predicted model, not a curated record.
ACACACAUAUAGACACAUAAAACACGCACACAUACUGAGGAGGUGAAGCUGACAGAUGAUUGUGUUGUGAGGGUAGUUUUAAUUCCAGUUGUUUAAUGGCAUGGCAGCAAUCACGGAUGAGUCUUCUUUUCUUCUGCAAGUUGAACACAGGUGUGAAACAGUAUAUCUGUACUGUUUAUCUCAAGGCAGAAGCCAUAAAUGCUUGGGAGUACAUUCCUUCACUUCAUGUUACUGACCUACAAUGAUGUUGGGACACUCUCCUCAAAUGCCAGCUAAGAUGAUGUAGGAAGGACCUGCAAUUUAGUUUGAGCUCUAGAGACAUGGCAGCAGUCCAGAGCUCUGCUUAUGAUGACACAAACCUUGGGUCAGGCCCCGAUGAGGAUGACUCAGAAAUUUCAUUGUUAAGGGAAGAGUUGGAUUCGGGAAGCGUGCUCUCUGAGGAUUCUGUUUUCCCUGAUUACGAACACGAAGAUGGAAAAAAGGGAACUGCCAACACUCUGUAUGAAGCCUGCGUCCAAAAUGACGCACAAGCACUGAAGAGAGUGUUGGAGUGUGGUGUGGCCCGGGACGAGGUCAUGGAAGUUGACAUUAAUGGCUGGAAUGGGUUGAUGGUGGCAGCAUAUAAAGGCUUCCUUCCGAUUGUUUAUGGGCUGCAUGGCUGUCCGCAUCUGGACAUUAACCACCAAGACAACGAUGGCAACACUGCUCUAAUGGUUGCAGCACAAGCUGGUCACGCCUCCAUAUGUAAUUUCAUCAUGAAUUACUUUCCCGGAGCAGACACAGAGAUCAGAGACAACAGAGGAUUCACUGCUCUCAUUAAAGCUGCCAUACAGGGCAGGGAUGAUGCGGUGGCAGCUCUUAUAAUGCAUGGUGCGGAUGUGAAUGCUGUAGACUCAAACCGUGGGAAAUGUGCACGUGACUGGGCGCUGAAAACAGGUCGCUUUGACACACUGCGUCGCCUGCGCCGCCUUGCAUUACGCCCCACAGCAGAACAGUUUUGUGACACCUACAUCCCUGAGUGGCCUAAACUUAAGGUAUUGGUCGCAAAAGAAACAGCCAAUAAGACUGCUGGCCAGAAGCUGACUCAUCGAUUCAAGAGCACAUUCGGUUUCAGCUUCCCACGUGACCCGCAGGACAAUGGUGUCAUGGAUCACAUGGUGCGUAUGACCACCAGCCUUCGCAGCCCACUCAUAGCCACGGCAACACGCCCGCUGUGCCCAAGCAGCCCUCCAGAGGUGGGCAAACGGCGGCUGGCUGUGGCUGAGCUGGUUCAGAGGCACUCAGGGACAGAGCUGGAAGAGGGUUCACAUUGCCAUAGAAACAACUCCAUCACAAGCAUUUCUCCCUCUGUCCACUCGACAGGAUCUGUUUCUAUGUCCUGCUGUGCUGAUACAGAGAGGCGUAGCAGUGUGCUGUCCAUUGCUCAGUCUGGUUUACGCUCUUUCAUCCCUCGUAGUGUAGCAUCAAGACGCAACAGCAUUUUCCCUUCGGGCUGUGUUCCACAGAUUAAAGUCACCAAGUCUUCUGAGCCCACCCCAAAGAAGGAGAAAAAGAAUAAAAGAGAAAAGGGUUACCUGGAGCCUCCAAAGUGGAAGUACAAGGAGGCCAAGGAGCAGAAGAAGAAAGAGAAGAAAGCACUGAAAGAAAAGGAAGAGAAGGAGAAGAAAAGCAAAGAUAAGAAAAAAAGGAAAAAAAAACAUGAGGACUGAAGUGGGUGUUAAUGUCCUUAAAAGAUCCCAUAAAAUCACUUUAGAAGUACUGUUUUCGUUCCUGUAUUUUUAAAUUUCCAAUGGAGCAAGACGUACUGAGUGGCAUUCAUAGCCAAAAGGUGUUAGUUAUGUCAAAUCCAUGUAACAUGAUGUGCUAAUUGGUUACAGGUGUUAUUAGGGGGAUGGAUAUUCUCAGUCUAAAAACAUUUGAUUGGACAAAAAUUCAUGUUUGUGCAAGAGUCAUCAAUAUUUUUGAUCCGUUUUCCCAGAGUAGAGAGACUGUACAUUUAUAACUUGCAUAUUAUGUAUGCUUAUAUAUGCUAAAAGUCAAUAUUGUCCACUUUCAGAAUUACACUAGCAUAUAGAUGAAAUCAAAUCAAAUAGAAAAAGGACACUAUUUUAAUGGUGCUAGCGCUAAGCGCAGGGGUAUACUUUAAGCCAUAAAUGAAAAGUCAGUGGGCAUGGUCAUGAAGUUUUGAUAUGUUUGUGCAAGUAUGCACUAAAUCUAGGUGCAAGAGGGUUUGGCAAAGUGCUUAUGGGCUGGGUCAAGUACAAUUUCAUUUGGAGGUUCUUCUCCAGUUAUUCCAGUGUCUGUGUACUAUUACUGUAUUUAGUCCAUUCCCUGCCAAGCACCAAUGAUAUAAACAAAGAAAUUGGUAUUGUAUGCAAUGAAUUAGAAGAAUAUAAAUAUGGACUUUUCUUUUGUGCAAUAACUGCGUCCUUGAAUGUAAUUCAUAUUUCUAGUGACACAUGACACAUUUUUUUACACAUGGUAAAUGUGGUUCUCAUCAGGAUUUGGAAAUAUGCUCAAUUCAAUUAUAAAGUAAGUAUUAUUAAUCAUCUACCGAAACACAUUUAUUGGCUAAUAUUAACGGUGAUUGUAUCGGAACACUCUUCACUUCUACCGGUCCUUUUUGACUUUGAAACGUUUUAUUAUUGUAUUAAAUCAAGAAAUAAUUCAACAAAAAAUAUUUCUAAUUUCAAAUGACACUUCAUACCAAACUAAAAUAAUAUAAAAAUAACAAAAAUGGUAAAAAAAUAUCAUACCAAAUACAAACAUUUACUGUCUCGAACUUCUCCACCGGCCCCUUUUGCAGUGACUUAAAGAUCACACUAUGACAACAGGUGUAUUAGAUCAUAACUACAAUUCAACAGUGAUCGUCAUGGAUCUAAUUUGACGUUCCACUAUAUUUUGGCCAUGAACUUUGUGGCCAUAUGAUGGUGGAAUCUCCAAACUGCAAAUGCAGGAACUGACUUUAGAAUUCAGCUUUAGCUGCUUUUGAAAUAUUUUAUCGCAAUUACCUUUUUCCCUUACACAAGGUCUAAGCAUGGGGGUUGCCAUUUUAGAAUCACAUGACUAGCCAAAUACUACAUGCUUAAUUGCAGUAACCAUCCUGUUAUUUGACACAUUCACUCAUUGACCAAGUUAUCUUGGCUGACUGUGAAAAACUAAAUUUCUACAAUGGCAUCAGAAACUGAAAACUAAUUAUUUUAAUGAUGCUUCAUCCAAGCUGCUAGGUGUCAGUCCAGAGGACACAAACACACAAAUUACUGAGUGCACCUUUAAGUCAUAAUUAUGGUAGUACAAGAAGCAAGUUAUAAUUUCUUGCUUUAUUAUGUAUUAUUAAUGUAAAUAUGUAUGAUCUAUUGUAAGAUACUGUGAAUGUGAUUUAAAUAAACUAUGUGUCCUGUA